Messenger RNA from Limanda limanda (common dab), 3121 nucleotides. RefSeq names its product chondroitin polymerizing factor 2 (gene chpf2). Bases 246 to 2540 code for a protein of 764 amino acids. Gene Ontology annotation, molecular function: glucuronosyl-N-acetylgalactosaminyl-proteoglycan 4-beta-N-acetylgalactosaminyltransferase activity. Gene Ontology annotation, cellular component: Golgi cisterna membrane. NCBI's taxonomy places the organism in Eukaryota, Metazoa, Chordata, Actinopteri, Pleuronectiformes, Pleuronectidae. The record is from RefSeq and is a predicted model, not a curated record. The transcript has 5 exons.
GGUGAUGGACGGUUUUUUUUGAGGAAGUGGAGAAACUGAAGCAAAUGGACGACCCCCCCCCACAUUGCUCCACUGUGGAACUCUCUACCGGAACCAGUGACUCAAACUGGGAUCUUCACCCUGAAGCCGGACAUGGAUUGAGAAGCUACGGAAAGCGACGAUGCUAACAUGCUAGCCCGCUUCGAAGACUCCAGGCAGCAGCACACACUCUCCACAGCAGCCUCCUCCUCCAGCCCGGUCCAGACAUGCGUGUGUCCUCGGUGCUGUCGCUGUUCCGGCCGGCGCUGCCCCUCCUCCUGGGCCUGUCCCUGGGCUGCAGCCUCAGCCUGCUCAUGGUGUCCUGGACGCAGGGGGACACGGACGAGUCCUGCAGGGACGAGCUGGGCAACGGGAGGCUCUUCCAGGGCCGAGGGGACGGACCGGGGGUCUCCAGGGACCAGGCCGGGGACGAGGACAUCCAGCCGCGCAUCGUGCCCUAUCACAAGGACCCCAACAAGCCACACAAGAAGGUCCUCAGGACCCGGUACAUCCACACUGAGCUGGGCAUCCGGGAGCGGCUGCUGGUCGGCGUGCUGACCUCCCGGGCCACGCUCAACACGCUGGCCGUGGCCGUGAACCGCACGGUCGCCCACCACUUCCACCGCACCUUCUUCUUCACGGGUCUGCGCAGCCCCAAGGUGCCCCACGGCAUGACGGUGGUUGCCCACGGCGACGACCGGCCUGUGUGGCUGAUGUACGAGACGGUGCGCCACCUCCACCUUCACUACGGCUCCGACUACGACUGGUUCCUGUUGGCCCAGGACGACACGUACCUGCAGGCCGACCGGCUGUCGGAGCUGGUGGGCCACCUCACCGCGGGUCAGGACCUGUACAUGGGCCGGGCCGAGGAGUUCAUCGGGGGGGAGGAGAAGGCGCGCUACUGCCACGGGGGCUACGGCUACCUGCUGUCCCGCAGCCUGCUGGCCCGCCUGCAGCCGCAUCUGGACACGUGCCGGAAUGACAUCCUCAGCGUGAGACCUGACGAGUGGCUCGGCCGCUGCAUUAUCGACUACCUGGGUCUGAGCUGCGUGGAGGUGCACCGGGAGAUGACCUACCGCUACUUUGAACUGGGGAAAAACGCCGAUCCAGAGCGAGAAGACAGCGCUCAGUUUAAAAACGCCUUCACGGUUCAUCCUGUCUCUGAACCGAACCUCAUGUACCGCCUGCACAAGCGCUUCAGCCAGAUCGAGCUGGAGUGGACGUACCUGCAGAUCGAACAGCUCCAGAUGCAGAUCAACAACCUGAGUGAGCGGACCCCCGAGGGGAAGGCCGGGGUCACGUGGCCGAUAGGGAUCAACCCCCCCUUCAAGCCCAGGACCCGUUUCGAGGUGAUCAACUGGGAGUACUUCACCGAGGAGCACAUCUACUUGUGUGUUGACAGUUCUCCAAAGUGUGAGAUGAGAGGAGCGGACCGGGCGGACGUCAGCGCCGUGCUGGAGAUCGCCGUGGAGCGCCUGAACGAGCGCUACCAGCCGCAGCUGCGAUUCCGCAAACGCCGUCUUCUCAACGGGUACCGGCGCUUCGACCCCACGCGCGGCAUGGAGUACAUGCUGGACCUGGCUCUGGAGGCCUACACGCAGAAGGGCCACAGUCAGGUCAUCGUGAAGCGGGUCAACCUGCUGCGGCCCCUCAGCGCAGUGGAGAUCAUCCCGAUGCCGUACGUGACGGAGGCCACGCGGGUGCAGGUCAUCCUCCCCGUCACCGCCCAGGAUCAGGAUUACGUCAGCAACUUCCUGGACAUGUACGUGAUGAACACGCUCGACACCCACGACAACGUCCUGCUCACGUUCCUGUUCAUCUACGACCCGUUCGACGCGCAGCGAGUCAGCCAGACCGACGUGUUCGCCGGCAUCAAGGCCAUGAUCGGCGAGGUGGAGAAGCGCUACGGCGACGUGAAGAUCCCGUGGAUCAGCGUGAAGACGGAGGUGCCGUCGCAGGUGAAGCUGAUGGACAUCAUCUCCAAGAAGCACCCGGUGGACACGCUGUUCUUCCUGUCCAGCGUGUGGACGGAGGUCAACGCCGACUUCCUGAACCGCUGCCGGAUGAACGCCAUCAGCAACUGGCAGGUGUUCUUCCCCAUCCACUUCCAGGAGUACAGCCCGGCCGUGGUCUACCGCGACCAGCCGCCCUCCGCCGCCUCCUCCUCCUUCGCCUCCGAGUCGCUGAGGGACGGACACUUCGACCGCCACGUCUUUGACGAGGCCUGCUUUUACAAUGCGGAUUACAUGACGGCACGGACCAAGAUGGCCGCAGACAUCUUAGACAACGAGGAGCUGCUGGAGAGCAUGGACGUGUACGACAUAUUCGUCCGCUACUCGGGCUUACACGUGUUCCGAGCGGUGGAGCCGGCGCUCAUCCAGAAGUACGUCCGGCGAGCGUGCAACCCGCGGUUCAGUGAGGACAUCUACCACCGCUGCGUGCUCAGCAGCCUGGAGGGACUCGGGUCCCGCUCGCAUCUCGCCAUGGCGCUGUUUGAACAGGAGCAGGCCAACAGCACCUAGAUCUCACUGGGAUCGCUGGUACGUUGUGGUACUUCGAGAGCGUUGAACCUCACACACACAGACACACAUGCAGAAUAAUGUGAAUUUUAACACGGUACUUUUAUGAUCCACACACUGAAGUUCUCACUCGUUCAAACGGACUCUGACGGAGCGAUCGUGUGCUGGUGCUGAGCUCAAAGGUGUCAAAUCUGACUUAUGAGUCAAUAUCAAGGAAUCUGUCACGUCUGGAGGAAACAUGACUCAUCACAGAUUCUCCUCACGUGUCUGUCUGUGUCUGAUCGAGGACAGAGACACAGACACGAGGACAGAGACACAGAGCAGUCAACUGUACCAUUGCUGUUUCUAACUGGAGCUGAAGGACAAUAUUCACACUCCACUGAAUAUAUGACAAAUAAGUUAAUAAAAAAAAGAAUUUCUUAAUAAUUAUUUGAGGAAAAACACACUUGAGCCACAAAUCUUCUUUUGUGAAGAUGUUGAAAAAUAAUACUGGAACAAGCUGAAGCUGCCUUCAUUUUAAGAUAUGUUCUUUCUUUUUUUUAAAGAGGUAUUAUUAUUAUUAAAGAGUGUUAUUGUCGCUGUGA